Messenger RNA from Vanessa atalanta (red admiral), 1268 nucleotides. It is a transcript of the gene RunxB, whose product is annotated as runt-related transcription factor 1. Bases 1 to 1257 code for a protein of 418 amino acids. NCBI's taxonomy places the organism in Eukaryota, Metazoa, Arthropoda, Insecta, Lepidoptera, Nymphalidae. The transcript has 5 exons. Gene Ontology annotation, cellular component: nucleus. Gene Ontology annotation, molecular function: ATP binding; DNA-binding transcription factor activity, RNA polymerase II-specific; RNA polymerase II cis-regulatory region sequence-specific DNA binding. The record is from RefSeq and is a predicted model, not a curated record. Gene Ontology annotation, biological process: regulation of DNA-templated transcription.
AUGCAUCUAUCGAGUGAAGUGAGUUCGACUACAAAUGGGUUGGGCCAUGAGGCGCCGUCUUCUAGUUAUGGUAACGCUUUGCCAAGUCAACCGCUGACGGCAGAGCUACUGGCAGAGAGAACGCUGGAAGGUCUGCUAGCUGAUCAUCCCGGCGAGCUAGUCAAAACCGGCUGCCCUCAUGUAGUUUGCACAGUAUUGCCACCACACUGGCGGUCAAAUAAGACGCUACCAGUGGCAUUUAAGGUGGUAGCCCUUGGCGAUGUUGGUGAUGGCACGUUGGUGACUGUGCGGGCUGGCAAUGAUGAAAACUGCUCUGCUGAAUUGAGGAAUUGUACUGCAGUGAUGAAGAACCAAGUGGCUAAAUUUAAUGACUUGAGGUUCGUCGGUAGAAGCGGCAGAGGAAAAUCCUUUACGUUGACGAUAAUGCUGGCGACGUCACCACCUCAAGUAGCAACCUAUCAGAAGGCGAUCAAGGUCACAGUAGACGGUCCAAGAGAGCCUCGCUCGAAGACCCGUCAUCAUGGAUUUCACCCCUUCCAUUUCGGUCCACGUUUCGCACCAGAUCCACUUAUGGGGUCACUACCUUUUAAAUUAUCAGGUAUAGCUCAUCAAUUAGCUGGUCUGCCCGGUGGCGAGUGGGGAGCGCUCGCUCGUCACUAUCCGCCGCCGUUACUACCUACACAUGCCCAUUUUACACCACAUGUCCUACCACCAGCGCACGCGCAACACCACACAGUCCCACCACCGCCACAUGAAACAGAUUUAGCAUCAGAUAAUCCAACUACGAUGCAUCCUCACAGCACUACUAGUCCCGUUAAUUCAAGGCCAAGUUCACCGCAAGACGAUGACGAUAUAUCGGUUACCGCUUCCAGCAGCCCGCCACCUGAUGAUCGUCCAGGAGCUUUUACUUCAGUUACGAGGCCGAGGAAACCACUUCAGCCUCUUCCAGCACCAUCUAGUCUAUUCCAUAGCGCUUUAGCAGCGCAAUUAUUCCUUAACUCGCCACUCCUUCCAACACCACCCGCUUGGUUGUACUCCCAACUCUACGGAGGCUAUGAUUGGUGGCUCAGACCUCCACCACAACAAGACGAUUCAAAUUCAAGUCCCGAUAGAGAAGAAGAAGCUGGCUCCACAGCAUCCAGCUCGACGAAAAAAAGACCCGCCUCACCAGAAUGGACGGACCAAGGUGUUAGAACUCGCAGCAAAUCAUUAAUAACUUCAGAGCGAAGACCGGUCGAUGUGUGGCGCCCGUAUUAAUAAGAGUUUAA